This is a messenger RNA of Exophiala mesophila, 1173 nucleotides long. RefSeq lists its product as uncharacterized. The coding region runs from base 308 to 718 and encodes 136 amino acids. Gene Ontology annotation, biological process: sterol biosynthetic process. NCBI's taxonomy places the organism in Eukaryota, Fungi, Ascomycota, Eurotiomycetes, Chaetothyriales, Herpotrichiellaceae. Gene Ontology annotation, cellular component: intracellular membrane-bounded organelle; endoplasmic reticulum membrane. The record is from RefSeq and is a predicted model, not a curated record. Gene Ontology annotation, molecular function: heme binding. The transcript has 2 exons.
CACUGCACACUGCAAAACCACAGACUAAACCCAGUCCACCACCGCCUGCCACUCAACCAUCAAGCCAUAGAAACAAUAAUCUUUGACAUUUGGUUCCUGACUUUUGCACAAUUCCGAAAGGUUCAAGUUGUGGUGUCGGAAUUUAUCUUUUUCAUCUCUCGUCUCUCAUCUCCCAGCGCAGGCCUCGUCUCUAUCUCUUCCCUGAUCCUGCCUUCUUCUCCCCAGGUUUUCCACUACUACACCCUAUUGGCCUCCCUGCGCUCUCAGUCCCAACCUGCUAGACACUCUUCAGACGACAUCCAUCACCAUGUCGCAGGAACUCACAUAUGCCGAGGUGUCUGCUCACUCCACCAAGAAGGACCUUUAUCUAGUUAUUCACGAUAAGGUUUACAACACAACGUCUUUUGUUGACGAACACCCUGGCGGUGAAGAAGUCCUGCUCGAUGUCGGCGGUCAAGAUGCAACAGAAGCUUUUGAAGAUGUUGGCCAUUCAGACGAGGCCCGCGAAGUGUUGGAGGGACUUCUCAUUGGAAACCUGAAGAGAGUUGAAGGCGACCCAGCUCCUAAGGUUGGCGCCACCGACAAGAUUGCCGCCGGUCCAGGUGGCAAGAGCGAUGCUGGUACCGGCUCGGGUGUCCUCAUCUACGCCAUCCUCGUCCUCGGUGCCUUCGCAGCUUAUAUGGCAUAUGGAUAUAUGCAAAAUCAAGAGUCAAAAUAGACAAGAGAAAGAGAUCGAGAUGGCUAGGCCUGUUUCUCAACGCUGGGCUGUCUAGUCUCGGAAACAACCCACAACACCAGUCAAGACGGAUAUUAAGGGGACGUGGUCAUACUCUCCCGCUGGACCACAGUUGGCCGCCACACCAAUUCACCCGAUCCAGCUUUCCCCACCAUCUACACAUACUGAGAUCUUGAACAAUAAUGGCCAAUCACCGUCGAAUUUGGGUUGCAGCGCUUCUCUGUUUUAUUUUGUUCUUUGACACCGCACCUUGACACAAGUCAAGAUGGUCGUUAUAAUGUACAUUCCAUGUGACGCCCUGAGUCAACAGCAAGCAUCUUCUGCCGACGAAAGAUAAAUGCGGAGGACCGGCUGCAUCAGGAUGGAAUACUUAGAAUUUCAUAGACCCAAGGUGCUUUUAGAACUGUGCAAGCCGCCAUUGAUGAUUUCCCUGUCAA